GGAAAAAGAGAGCAGCGGGUCCAGAGAGAGUUGGGAAAUAAAUUUUUCAAGCGAGAUCCCGAUUUCUUCUCGUCUGCUCUCCAAUCCCUCGGAGCUCUUGAUGCUUCCCUUCCCCGUGCUCGUGCCCAUGGAGCUCUGAAGGCUGACGACGUUGUAGGGGCCAAGGAGAGGGGCCUAUCGAUGCCCAUGAACGCCGCCGCCAAGACCAAGACCUCUGAAGCGAUGGAUCUCGACGCGUCGUGCUCCAUCUGUUUGGAGCUCGUGCAGGAUCGCGGGGAGAGAUCCAUCGCUAAGCUUCAAUGCGGGCAUGAAUUUCAUCUUGAUUGUAUUGGCUCUGCAUUCAAUGUAAAAGGAGCAAUGCAGUGCCCAAAUUGCCGGAAAGUUGAGAAGGGCCGGUGGCUUUAUGCUACUGGUAAUCGUUCAUCGGCUGAGUUUGAUUUUGAAGGAUUAACAGUUGGGGAGAUCCUUGGUUUGUAUUCCUCGGAGCUGCCAUUUGGGAUACAGUGGUGUCCGUUUCGUGGAUUCCCACAACUAGCAUCACUGUUUGAGGAAGGAGAACUCCAGCCAAGUUCUUAUCAUGAGCUAAUGGGUAACAUUGGAUUUGGAGACCAUUCAAGUGCAUCCAGUAGUACCCAAGUGUGUCCGUACUUAGCUAUGCAUGGGUUUCCUCAUUCUAUGCACACUGCACCGAGCACCGCUGAUGUGGUUCCUGAUAAUGGUCGGUUUCAUCGGCUUGCAACUAGCUUGGGAGGGCAGUCCUCUGCUGAGAUAAUGAACUCGCACAGCUAUUCAGCUAUAGAGGCACAAAAUCACAGCUGGCAACAACAGCCAUCACUUACCUUCUCUAUCUCUGCAAAUGUAGAUCAACCUCCCUCUCAAUUAGGUUUAAGAUUGCCCCGAAAUGAUCCUGGAGGCCAGCAGGGUGUAGGUUCUUUCAUUCACCCUCGCCCUUUUCUACAUGGGUCUGCAGCACGCAAUGCAAGCAAUAUGGGCACACAGCUUGGCCCACCUGUCAUGGGUGAUGCGAGGGCUCACACGCGUGCCCAUGGUGGUCAUAUCUAUCAGCAGUCUGUGCCAUCUUCAGCAGUCCGAGGUUCGCCAUUUCCUCCUGUCAGGAGGACAAGACCAAGGGGGUUGGCUCUGACAGUAGCACCCCCAUCCUCAGCUGAACCAAGUGCAGGUUUUUACGGUUUUUCUGUUUCUGGAUCCGUUAGCAGGAGCGUCCAAGAUGGCGAGAACAUUGGCAGGCAUUUUGAUCGGACAUUUGGAUGGGGUCGAGACAGCUUCCCUCCACUGCCAUGGAUUCCUCUCGAGACGGAAUCACAGUGGUGGGGCCCCUUCAACCCUCCAAACCCAAACGCUCAGCCGGGAGCUACAGAUUCAGUGACAAGGAACUUCUUCCCUCAGAGACCAACAAGCGAGAGAGCCACUCAAAGCCGUCAAGACAACGGAUAUCAGCGAAUUCCUCCGCCAGCAAUGCCACCAUUCAUGUGAGAAGCUCUAGAGCUUCUCGCCAUGCUUCUACUAUGUUUCCUGCUAUAUUGUGUUUGAUUUCCUUUGUAUAUCCCCAUACUGCAUAAAAGCUGCAUGUUUUGGACAUGGGACUUGCUGUUUGCGGAGAGUGGUCCAGAAUUGUUUCUUGUUUUUUUAUUCCAUCUUGAAGCAGCCCUUUAUAUGCCUCUGGGCUGUGAAUUUAUUACAUUAAAUUCUCCUUUGCAUGUUUAAUAUAUAAAUUGCAAAACUAAGCUUGAACAGGUCCUGCUUGUUUA
Messenger RNA from Dioscorea cayenensis subsp. rotundata (Guinea yam), 1769 nucleotides. Its product is annotated as E3 ubiquitin-protein ligase RFI2-like. Bases 181 to 1494 code for a protein of 437 amino acids. The transcript has 6 exons. The record is from RefSeq and is a predicted model, not a curated record. Lineage: Eukaryota; Viridiplantae; Streptophyta; Magnoliopsida; Dioscoreales; Dioscoreaceae. Gene Ontology annotation, molecular function: ubiquitin-protein transferase activity.